CGGCCAGGGUGCAGCAAGCCGGCUGGGGCCCAGGCGGACGCCGACUCAAGGAGGCCUUGACUCCCAAGGGGUCCCCUUUACUUGUGCCUGGGCGAAGAGUCUUCUCCUGGGGUCCCUGGUCAUCCUGAAUAUCCAGAAUGGUGUUCCUCAAGUUCCUCUGGAUGGGUUUCUUCUGCCACCUGUGCCAGGGCUACUUCGAUGGCCCUCUCUACCCGGAGAUGUCCAAUGGGACUCUGCACCACUACUUCGUGCCCGAUGGGGACUAUGAGGAGAACGAUGACCCCGAGAAGUGUCAGCUGCUCUUCAGGGUGAGUGACCACCGGCGCUGCUCCCCGGGGGAGGGGAGCCAGGCCAGCAGCCUGCUGAGCCUCACCCUGCGGGAGGAGUUCACCGUGCUGGGCCGCCAGGUAGAGGAUGCUGGGCGCGUCCUGGAGGGCAUCAGCAAGAGCAUCUCCUAUGACCUGGACGGGGAGGAGAGCUACGGCAAGUACCUGCGGCGGGAAAGCCACCAGAUAGGGGACGCCUACUCCAACUCGGACAAAUCCCUCACUGAGCUGGAAAGCAAGUUCAAGCAGGGCCAGGAGCAGGACAGCCGCCAGGAGAGCAGGCUCAACGAGGACUUCCUGGGGAUGCUGGUCCACACCAGAUCCCUGCUGAAGGAAACGCUGGACAUCUCUGUGGGGCUCAGGGACAAAUACGAGCUGCUGGCUCUCACCAUUAGGAGCCACGGGACCCGGCUAGGACGGCUGAAAAACGAUUAUCUUAAAAUAUAGGUGGAAAGGCACAAAUGCCAGGGAGAGGGAAUCAGAUCAGCCCUGUUGGGGAGGAUGGGGGACAGAAGUCAGGGCUAAUUUCACUUAUACCUGUUAUUUUUUACAUCCAGAUUUGCACUUUGAGAAUGAAACUGAGGUCAUUCUUUAAAAGAAAGAAAAAGUUGACAGUUGAGUGUUAUGUUUUUUUAGAUUUGUUUUUGUACAUUAUUUAUGUGAUUGUUUUUGAUUUAUCACCUGGAAAGAACAUUUAAAGUUAUGUCUCGUGCCUUUCCUAUAGAGCUUUAUAACUCUGCAGAGAUAUCUGUGUCGGUCACAUCUAAAAAGACACAGUUUAUGCAGUAGGGACCGGUUAAACUUCCCCAUCCUGGAGAUUAUGUGAAAAUACCCAAAGAGCAUGAUGCAUUGCUCCUUUCCGCCUUCCGCAUUCUCUCUUGGGCUCUGAAAGCUGUCAGAGUUGCCUGUUUUUCAAAUGAGGUCCAGCGUGCUGCUACGCAUGCCUGCCAGCCAUGGAAGCUGCUUGUUUCUUCUUCUCUUUUUCUCUCUUAUUUAUUAACCAGGAUCGGCAAGUCGUUUUUGUUUUUG
This is a messenger RNA of Galeopterus variegatus (Sunda flying lemur), 1355 nucleotides long. Its product is annotated as fin bud initiation factor homolog. The record is from RefSeq and is a predicted model, not a curated record. The transcript has a single exon. The coding region runs from base 138 to 773 and encodes 211 amino acids. Lineage: Eukaryota; Metazoa; Chordata; Mammalia; Dermoptera; Cynocephalidae.